GGAAAGCUGGUGGCAGAUGCUGCCAAGCGCCUGGGUGUGAAGCACGUGGUCCUGGAGAACGUGAAGCGCCUGAGCGGUGGCAAGCUGGAGGUGCCGCACUUUGAUGCAAAGGGAGAGGUGGAGGAGUAUUUCUGGUCCAUUGGUGUUCCCAUGACCAGCGUCCGCGUGGCAGCUUACUUUGAAAGCUUCCUCACCACGUGGAAGCCCGUGAAAGCCUCUGACGGAGAUUACUACACCUUGGCAAUACCCAUGGGGGACGUCCCGAUGGAUGGGAUCUCUGUUGCUGAUGUUGGAGCAGUCGUCUGUAGCAUUUUUAAUUCUCCAGAGGAGUUUGUUGGCAAGGCCGUGGGUCUCAGUGCAGAAGCGCUAACCAUACAGCAAUAUGCUGAUAUUUUGUCCAAGGUUUUGGGGAAAGAUAUCCGAGAUGCAAAGAUGACCCCGGAAGCGUAUGAGAAGCUGGGAAUUCCUGUAGGGAAGGAGAUUGCCAACAUGUGUCGUUUCUAUCAAACGAGGCCAGACUGUGAUGUCAAGCUCACCCACCGACUAAACCCCAAGGUCAAAAGCUUCAGCCAGUUUAUCUCAGAGAACAAGGGGGCCUUCAAGGGCAUUUAAGCUGUUCGAACAGGCCCCUGACCACAUAACCUCCUUCCUCCCUGAUCCUUGUCCUCUUCCAGCACAACCUCUACGUUCACAUGACAUGUUCGAAUGCAAUGGUUUGUGACCCCAGAGCCUUCCCGGCAAUUGUCUCUUCGGCAGGAAGCACUGCGGUGGUGACGUGACACACAUGUCACUUUCCAGCUAGAGAUGAGGGUGGAGCACCUGUUUGUUAAGUGAGAAGCCCCAAACCUAUCACUUUUCGUAGCUCUCUCUCCCCAGAAGCCAACUUCAGAAAGCUCUGGCCCGAGGAACUUGGAGCUUCCUCCCUCACAUGGAUGGGGGGCCACUCAGCUGCGAAAGUGACCUUGAGCCCUGGCUCGGAAACUCCACUAGGCAGCUCCAGUGUCCUCGGGUGCAUUGCCACAUUCUCAGGGAACUAUUCUGUAAUUUCAAUUCCUUACAACAAAAAUCUUUGGAGAGGACUUUGUGGUGUUCAAUGAACCAGCACAAGUAUUGGAAACUCUAAAGUCAGUUUGGCUUCAAGGUUGGAAGUUUGUUCUCUGCUUCGUUCAUUCCAUCAUCAGUUGACUCAUCACUCAGUUAUUCAUCAAGCCUUCAUUUAUCCACUCCACAAACUUGGUCUUUAGCACCAGCACCAAUGAUGCAUUUGUGGACUUCUCUCCCCUCCUGUUUUCUUGCUGGAGUGGUCCACUCUCCAAAGGCUGCCAUGGCUCAUUACAGAUUGUGGUUGGGUCUGUGUCAUGUCAGGGCAAGAGGGCCAUGUAACCAUGUAGCUACAAGUGAAACCCAGAGGCUCUGCAGUGGCUGAAGGCCAGGUGCUGAGGCAAGGGUUGGCUAAAGGUGGAGAAGUGGAAAGAGGAGGGGACUGGAGGGCCCCAUCGUCCCUUUCUUCGUGUGUCUCUGGCUCAGCAGUUUCCACACCGUGUUGUAAUUGUCUGACUUACUGUGCUCCUCUUAGCUGUGAGAGACUUGCACUACUCUGUAUCCUGGUGCCUGG
Molecule: messenger RNA, 1615 nt
Organism: Equus quagga
Lineage: Eukaryota; Metazoa; Chordata; Mammalia; Perissodactyla; Equidae
Product: nmrA-like family domain-containing protein 1
Source: RefSeq, a predicted model, not a curated record